Bemisia tabaci is the source of this 1361-nucleotide messenger RNA. The record is from RefSeq and is a predicted model, not a curated record. Lineage: Eukaryota; Metazoa; Arthropoda; Insecta; Hemiptera; Aleyrodidae.
CACUCACCACCUGUUAGCCGCCGCGGUCGCGCGCCCAGUGCCGUCCGCAUCCGCCUGUCCACGGAUCCGCCACCCCCGCCCCCCGCAAGACCCGCCACCCCCUCAGCGCCGGCUCGCGCCGGCGGGAUGUCGAACUACCCGCGAGAGCCCUCGCCGAUGGGCCCGAAGCCGGACUGCCGGAGCGGGGACCUCGUCUCGCGGCUCCUGGCCGCCACCCCGCCCUACCUCUACAACAUCCCGGUCGGGCCGCAGAACUUCUUCUUCUCGGAGAUGCUCCGCGGAUUCGUCCACGCCCGCGCUGCCGCCCCCGCACCGCCUCCCAAGGACUCCACCCUCAGCCUGGGCCCGCCGCCGCCGCCCGGUUCCCGCAGGGGCCGGAAGCGCUCCUGGAAAGAGGCCAAGGCCGCCGAGCCCCUGGAACUCACGACGAAGACGCCGCCGCCGCCGCCCAGGGUCCAGUCGCCGCCGGCCCCGCCUAACGUGCUCCCGCCGAUGCUCCCCAUGCAGGCGGAGCUCCCCCUCCCGCCGCGCCUCGGGCCGGACCUCAUGAUCAACCCCCUCUGGUUCCCGCACCUCUACCCGCCCGUCCCGCCGCAGUUCGACCCGCUCAACUUCCUCAUGGACCUCCGCGCCGGCGCCGGCGCUGCCUGGCCCGAGGGCAAGGCGCCCGAGACCAAGGAAACGCCCGAAGAGCCGCUCAACUUGCAGGUGGAGGACAAAAAGCUGGAGCCGAUCCUGGGGUUUCCGUUCUUCAAGCAACGGCAGAGCUCGGCGUUCCGGGUGCCGCAGCCGCGGGGGCAGCCGGAGGUGGCGCGGGCGUCCGUGCAGACCAAGAGCACCAACUACAUCCUCCAGAACCUGCAGAAGAUCUACAUGGGCAUCAAGCAGGAGGAGGAGGAGCGGAGCCACAAGAAGGAGUCCGAGCCGGAACCAGAACCCGAGACUGCGGCUCCGGAGACUUCUUCCGAGGAGACCGCCAAGGGGGACAAGACCAAGGACCUGCGGGCGCUCAUCGGCCUCGAGUUGGUCGUCGACUACGUGAAGAAGGGCGAGAAGCCGAAGGGUGAUAAGUCGGAGGAAGGGUGCUCCGUCAAGGACGAGCAGGACCAGGACCCGGAGCUCUCCGACUCCACGGACGAGACCUUCUCGCACCACUCGGAUAUGUCUUCUUCGCACUCGCAAGGACUCGUCCAGAAUUCCGGCGGACCCUACUUGAUGUAGACCUGGAUGAAUCGUUUAAUCCGUGAUAUUAAGUGAUCGCACUCGAGAAGCCUGCGGACAGGGUGGCAAAAUUUUACGAAAAAUAAAAUCUUGAAAUUUCAUGUGAAAAAUUUAAUAAAAUCUCCGAAAUUUAUGAAAGA